This is a messenger RNA of Aspergillus affinis, 1740 nucleotides long. RefSeq names its product CRAL-TRIO domain-containing protein. The transcript is spliced from 4 exons. Bases 1 to 1740 code for a protein of 579 amino acids. The record is from RefSeq and is a predicted model, not a curated record. Lineage: Eukaryota; Fungi; Ascomycota; Eurotiomycetes; Eurotiales; Aspergillaceae.
AUGCAUGCUGGUUCGUUUCUACGUCGCCGCCUCGCUCAUUUUUCGGCCAAGUCCUUCCAUUCCACCCCGUUUCAGCUGCAUCGAUUUGGGGGUGCACAGAUAUUCUUACCGUCCUAUCCAAGACCAAGCUCCUUAACCUUCUCUAAUCCACUUCGACGGUCCCUCUCCACUUUCUCCCCUUCGUCACUUGAGGAACCGAGGAAGGCUGUAUCUUUCUGGACAAUCACAUUCGCCAUCGCUCUACUUUGUGGAGGAACCUGGUUACAGGAUAAAUACCAUAACUCCGUGGACAACCCGUCGCUUCCGCCGCUUCCGCAGCCCGAUCUAGACAACCAGGAAUUAUCACCUUUCCUCGGAGUAAUCGAUACCCUCAAAACAAUGCCUGCCGAAGCCGCCCCCGGAACCGUGGGCACCCUUACGCCCGAGCAGGAAGCCAAGUUGCAAGAGUUUUGGAUGCUGUUGUUGAAAGUUUGCGGUGUCAGCCUGGAGGGUAUUGAACAAACCGGAGACUCGAGCGCAUCCCAGAAAAAGGAACAGCAACCCCAACAACCUACUAAGCGGAGAACGUUCGGAUUAUUCGGUGGUGGAAAAAGCAGUGAAGAGGACGAUGCUGCCAGUGUGAAGUCGGCGAAUAUUGCCUCCAUCGACAUUACCGAUGGCGAUGACAAGUAUGGACAGUCGAAGGAAUUCCAGCAAGCUCUUGUUGACAUGAAGCCGGAGGAAAUCCGCACUACCGUUUGGAAUAUGGUCAAACAAGACAACCCCGAUACUUUGCUUCUGCGCUUCCUCCGGGCGCGCAAGUGGGAUGUCAAGAAAGCGCUGAUCAUGUUCAUCUCUACGAUCCGGUGGAGAUUGCAGGAGGUCAACGUGGACGAUGAUAUCAUGAAGAAUGGCGAACAUCUCGCCUUGAAGCAAUCGCAGAGUUCGGACCCCACGGAAAAGAAAGCUGGCGAGGAAUUCCUCAUGCAAAUGCGCCUGGGCAAAAGUUUCCUUCAUGGCGUUGACAAGCUCGGCCGACCCAUCUGCGUUGUCAGGGUGCGCUUGCACAAGGCCUCCGACCAGAGCACGGAAGUUUUGGACCGCUUUACUGUUUACACUAUUGAAUCUGCCCGAAUGAUGCUCGCACCUCCCGUUGAAACCGCCUGUGUUGUCUUUGAUAUGACUAAUUUCUCUCUGUCGAAUAUGGACUAUAACCCUGUUAAAUUCAUGAUCAAGUGCUUUGAGGCCAACUACCCCGAGUGUCUUGGAGUGGUGCUCAUUCACAAAGCCCCUUGGCUCUUUUCAGGAAUCUGGAAAAUCAUCAAGGGAUGGCUCGAUCCAGUUGUUGCCGCCAAAAUCAACUUCACUAAUAAUGUCUCGGAUUUGGAGAAAUUCAUCCCCCGGGACCGCAUCAUGAAGGAGCUCGAGGGUGACGAGGACUGGGAAUAUAAAUACGUCGAACCCCAGCCGGGCGAGAACAAGGCCAUGGAAGACACGACAAAGCGAGACGAGCUACUCGUGGAAAGGCAGAAGCUCGCGCAGGAAGUUCAAGAUGCAACCAUCGCGUGGAUCUCGGCCAGCCGGAAGAAGGACGACGAAGCUCUGAAGACCGCUAAAGAAGACCGAAACGGUCUGAUUGAGCGGUUGAGAGUUCAAUACUGGCAGCUCGACCCUUAUAUCCGUUCUAGGUCGCUAUACGACCGCCUGAACGUCCUCCAAGGCGAUGGCAAGAUUAAUUUCUACCCCGCCGAAUCGAAAUAA